Messenger RNA from Zootermopsis nevadensis, 5014 nucleotides. RefSeq names its product post-GPI attachment to proteins factor 6. Gene Ontology annotation, cellular component: membrane. The record is from RefSeq and is a predicted model, not a curated record. Lineage: Eukaryota; Metazoa; Arthropoda; Insecta; Blattodea; Termopsidae.
GGGAAAAUAUGGUGGGACGUUGUUUACAGUCCGACAGUUUCGUGUGGAAAUUAAAACUAAGGCUGAUUGUAGUUGCUUGCAUAACGGGAGCUUAUAGCAUCAUUCCUGAAGCCAGCCAGGAAGGAAUGCUACAUCCAUACAAGAGUUAUGCCGAUGUAACCUUAUUUCAUUACAAUGUUCCACCAGACGUUGUAAGAGCAUCAUGGGAAUUUGCAGCAUUUAUGGAUGAUCCCAGUUGCCCAGUUAUAGAUGUUCAUAUCUACAUUCAGCAUGGCAGUUACCCUGUGAUGAGUCCAGAUAAUUCAACUUUUCCACCAAAUGUAUACGUAGGAAGGACAUCAUUGCACUACAUUACAACCAAGUCAGGAUAUCAGCCACAUGAUGCGACUAUUUUUCCCGUGUACAACCCUCUCCCUGGGAAUUGGUUUGUGGCAGCAUAUAUUUCACAUUUGAACCAACAUGUACAGCAGGAGGGAUUGGGUCACAAGUGUCGUUAUAGCCUUGGAUCAGUAGGUGUCUGGUCUCAUAUUAUGGGAAUUCCUGUUGUGAGUCCUGGUGUACCCAAGAUUAUUAUUACUGUUGAUCAUAUUUCAUAUUUCAAGAUUUUCAUCCCUGCUGGUACGUGGCACUUCUCAAUAAAAAUUUCCCACUGUGAAUUUCGUGUUAGUUCAGUGAAACAUUUCAACAGCAGCAAUACUGAGAAGCCUUACUGCAUACAGAACAUGGCCUUGCGGGCCCGAGCGUUACCGCCUUACAAUCCCAGGAAUGGUACUGGAAAUCUCACCACUGGUUCUUCGUUUACAUUUACUGAAACUGAACCAUUCACUGAUGGCUUUUAUUAUCUGUUAGUGGUGUCAGAAUCUCGAGUCAGUUUUAAAUUGGCUGUGGCAACAUCAGAAUGCGUUAUUCAAGCACUGGGCAGAAGUUUUACAAAGGAGCUGAUUGAAGUGUCAGAAUCUCAGUCAGUAACAGUAAGGCACAGCAACUGGACAGUGAAAUCAGACUGGGCAAGGACUAUUUUGUUUGCCAAUAGCAGCAAAGACCGUGACCUCGGCAUGAUGGCUGGUGCAGACCUCCUUCCGGCCGUGUCUCAGGAUGAGCAUGAUGACGGUCAUGAUGAUUAUGAUGAUGAUGAUUAUGGUUAUAGUGAUGAUAUGGAGUCGUUCAGAGACCCGUGUCUCCCAACUUUCCAGCUCGCUCGUAUUAAACAUGCUGAGGACUUUGCAGACACAUUCCUCUUACAGGGUCAAGAAUGGUACGCAACUUGGGUAGCAUUAACAGACUUGUUCUCAUUGGUUGUACAGUUAGAAAUAUUACCAUUUGUUGAUAUUGGUGGUACUUUGAAGAUUAAUAUUCAUUUGGAUGAAUUAUUAAUAAACGCAACUCACCAACAUGUAGUAGUUACAGCUUGCAUUAGGAAAGGACGGGUCCCUUCUCGUAGAAGUGGUAAUAUUCAGUGUCCCCUUGAGCUUAUGCUGAAUGUUACUUCUGAAAGUUUAGCGACGGUCGAUGCUACAAAGCUUGUGCCAUAUCCUGAGCCUGAUAUGUGGUACAUUGCAUUCCAAUUAAAAUGUUUACAUAACAGUUCCAUUGUGCCAUGUCUUAUCCAGGAAAUAAUGUUGUCGUUAGAUAUUCGAACACAGCCCUGCGUAUUUGCCGGUGAGCCUUGCGGGCCGAAAGGAAUUUGCCAGGAGACACACAAAGGUCUCCACUUCUUUACGUCAUGCACCUGCUUAGGAGGUUACAAAGGUUGGGGCUGCACAGAUGGCAGUAUGGCCACACCAGAGAGCUUGCUGCUACUCACAACAUUGCUUCUUACGCUCAGCAACGUGUUCUUCCUGCCAGCCGUGUUUAUCGCGCUGCGUCGACAUUUGCUUACUGAAGCGCUUAUAUACUUGGCCACGAUGGUCUUCUCGACUUUUUAUCAUGCUUGUGACCAGGAUUUCUAUGCAUACUGCGUUAUAAAAUAUGAAGUUUUGCAGUUUUGUGAUUUCUUCUGCUCCAUUCUUGCUUUCUGGGUGACACUAAUAGCAAUAGCUGGUGUCCCUCCAAGAGCAGCGUCUAUUUUGCACAUGGUCGGUGUUAUAAUCAUUGCCGUUGGAGUCGAAUACAACCGUACGGGCUUACUAGUUUUCAUCAUUCCCUUUGGGAUAGGAGUUGUUAUACCGGUGGCAGCAUGGAGCAUACGCUGCUGUCGCCAACGAUCAUGCAUCCACCUACAGCGUUCACUGGUGCUGUUGCUCCUGCCAGGAGUACUUCUGGCUGCCGUCGGUCUCAUUCUCUUCGCUUUUGUCGAAACUGAGGCCAAUUACCAAUACGUACAUAGCGCAUGGCAUAUUGUGAUUGCCCUGUCUCUGGUAUUCUUACUGCCAAGGAAAUGCAGCAGACAGCAGAGUGGUUCGUGCCGAGGACCAAAUGAAUCGGAGCUCUUUGACAUCAAUGACUACUAUUCGGCAAGUCCUGUAUUUGUCGUCACUUCAGAUCUUGAUAAUAUAUUGACUACUGAGUCAUGAGACUGAAAUGUUAAUUACAUUUGUUUUCAUAUUACUUAAGUAUAAUUUUAUUACCUCAGUUUAAAAGUAUGUUGUAUAUUUGUGUGUGCAUGCGUGUGUGCAUAUUUGGCAUGUAUGUUGGAAAUAUUUAUUAUGUGACUGUGUGUGUGGUGUAAUGCCAUUUGGCAUGUAAUUUUUAAAUUACAUGACUGUACUGGUAACUCUUUGGAGUUCAAGUGUUGACUGCAAAAUUGUGUUCCCUAAAGUCCUGGCUAGAACUUAUGUACUGAGUGUGGGAUGACAUUAUAUGACACAGGUCUGUCAUUCAAUAUCAGAACCUUUAUUUAUAUGUAUGAAAUCUUAUCUUUAUUUUUCAGUUACAUAUUUUUAUGUUUUGAAAUGUGUUUUUUGCAGUAAUAUUUAUCAAAGUUAUGACAUAUUUUUAAUGAUGUGUUCAUGGAAUGGAAUUGAAAUGGGAUUCUUAAGUUUAAAGAACUGAACACUUGUAUUAAUUUUGUGUAGAUUUAUUUUUAUAUUUAUUUUUAUAAAUCAAAAACAGCUUUUACAUUUAAUGUGUAACACAUGUUUUCUUCAGCAUCCAGCGUGUAACUCAACAGGUUACUUAGCGACUGAGAAAAUUAUUGAAAAUAAACAUUAUCAGCAGUUGUAUUCCCUAUCACAGUCUGGUAUUAGUCACAAUCUUGAAGUUUGCUGAUGUACAUAUAGUAGUUCUCUUUGAAAUAGAAUUCUGGAUGUAUGUUACCACAGUAUAUUAUAAUUUUGAAGACUGAAAUCAUUUUACCAACAAAACUAAAAAGCAUUAGUAACUGCUUUUUCCUAACCUUAAUACCAUAUUGUGUUCAUUUGUAUUUAUACAUAAUUAUUUUAUAUGAAAAAUUCCCUCUAUUGACUAAAUUUGCUAGCGUAUGACAACGUGAUCUCUUUCUGUAGAAGGUACUGAUUUUUUCAAUGUAUACACAAAAACUGCAGAUACCUAAAACCAGGUACGGUGGUUGGAAAAACAGGAGGCAGAAGGAAAAUGCAAGAUAUUGGUGUACAUGUACAAAGUCUUUAUUGAUAAAUAGUGUUAAUUUUUCUCCUGAGUCGUGCAGUGUGCAUUAGAAUUGUUAUUUUUUUUGUGUUUAAACAGUUUUAUAGCAUGACAUGUUGCUGAAGUAUGACGUAUUUUUGGCACAUUGAUUUUUAUAAUGCGCAGCAAAAGGAGAGUCAUGAGAGAGUUACUCACUCUUUAGCAUAUUUACAUGCCACGUCUGAAUAAUGAUUUAUUACUUUAUCUUUGUGAGUGUGUAUGAGGGAAUGGAAAUUCCUAUUAGACUCGCAUUCUUGUAUCUUAUCGGCUGGGGAUGAGGCCUUAGAAUUACAAACUUAGAAAAGAGAGUGGGCAGUAGUGAAACUACUUUAUCAACACAUUAAUCAGAACCCUUUUAAGAUAUGUUAAUCAGUUAUACAUAUAAACCAAGCUAUAUAAUAACUGAUACAGUGGUUUGUAGAAAUAUCAUUUUCCUUAUCACUGAUCCAUUGUGUAGUGAUUUUUCGUUUACUUUUAAUAACAUCUUUAUCUUGCAUGAAAUUUAAUUUGAGUUCACUUCAAAUGACUUAUAGUACUCAAAUUAUACUCAUGUUGAUAAUAAUGAGCUUGACUUGUGGUCGCUAUGAAAUGCUGAAAAGCUACAUAAUCAGUCAUAUUUAUGGAAUAAUUCUAUGGAAGAUUCUUUUUGUUAUUUAAACAAUUUUCCAAAGGUAUAGAGUGUGCCACAUAAAAAGAGCAUAAUUAAUUAAUGACUUCAUCAAACAUAAGAAUUAUCUCAUUCAGUGCCAUGUAAUCAUUUCAGUUGAUGUAAUGUCAUAAAACAUCCCCUGAACCAAUGAGCCAUGUUGGAGAGGAGAAUAGGAGUUUAUGUAACUUAUAAAACCAUGCUGUUUAAUGCAUGUUCUUAAUUAAUGUUGUCAAUGAACUUUGCUUAUCAGAAGGUUUUAAGUCACUUGUUUGUGGACUUGUGCCAUAUUUGCUACUAAUAAGGAAUAGAAAAAGUGAACAGUAUGAUUCACACAGGCACAGCAACAUAGUUUCUUAACAUAAUUCAGAGUUUUGUAAUUUUAUACCUCUGCACUAAUCUCUCUGUAAGUCUCAUAUACAAUUUGAAUUUCAAGAUACUAGGAAUUUCCAUAAGAUAAAAGGCAUCUAUAAUGUGUCAGUUUCUGCUCUUUUCCCUAAUAUGGGCAUGUACGAUGCAUUCGCUGAUAAAAUUGUACACAGCUGUCACUUUCCAGCUUUGCUGGAACUGUGUGACUCACUGCAAAGCGCUACAAGGUUUUCCCAAACUGAGUUACAUAUUGCUCAAAAAUGAAAUAUUUUUAUGUUGAUUACAGAAGUUCCUAUCAGAAGCUGGGAAGUAACGGUUGCAUUAAGCGUUAACACAGUGUAGUUGCUUUUAAAUAGUUAUUUCCAGUUUUCAUAGUAUGUUUAAUUGGUAAAAAUUGCCUGCAUUUUUUCAUCUUUA